AUGCCACCUUUCACCAGUGGAAACAGUAACUUCCCCCCCAACCGCCCAGGGAAGUGGCACAGGAAGCCCACUGAGAGGGGGUGGAGUCUGGGAGGAGCUGGCUGUGUCAUGGCCUGGAGGAUUCCUGGUGGGGGGCCACAACCUACUGGGGCAGGACCAGUGGACCAGGGGUCCCUACUGGAAACAUCCAGGAGUGAGAUUCCUGUGUAAACAACAGGAUGGAGCAGACACAAGGCUGGUGGGCUUUGUUGUGUUAUUAGCCCCGUGCUAGCUCUUUGCAAACAGUUUCAAUGUGAAAUACGGUACACCUGAAGCAGUUGAAGUGUUAGCCCUGUGCUAGCUCUUUGCUGACAGUUUCAGUGUGGUCCUCUGUAGCUCAGCUGGUAGAGCACGGCGCUUGUAACGCCAAGGUAGUGGGUUCGAUCCCCGGGACCACCCAUUCACAAAAAGAAAUUUAUGCACACACGACUGUAAGUCGCUUUGGAUAAAAGCGUCUGCUAAAUGGCAUAUUAUAUUAUUAUUAUUAUAAACCUGUAGCUCUAACAGUGUUAGUGGUGUUAGCUGUCAUAGCUGUGCCAUCUGGUGAUGAAUAUCUCUGGUUGCCUCUGUCUCCAUGUGACUCAUACAAUGGUGGCCCUCCAGGAAGCUGUAUCGUAACAGAGCUGUCGUUGCAGGUAGACUAUUUGCUUGUGUUAGUGUGUUCAAGAGGCCCAGGGCUGUAGUAUCAGAGGCCCUGGACCCUUUACAGACCUCCAACUGAACCAGCCAUUCACUCCAGCUUUACUCCCACAGAGAUAGGAGAGAUGGGGAGAGGUAGAAAGAGAGAUCAUAACAAAUCAAAUUUUAUUUGUCACAUGCACCGAAUACAACAGGUGUAGACCUUACCGUGAAAUGCUUACUUACAAGCCCUUAACCAACAAUGCAGUACAAUAAAUAGUUACGAAAAUAUUUACUAAAUAAACUAAAGUUUAAAAAAAGAAGAAAAAAUUAACAGAAUAAAAUAACAAUAAUGAGGCUAUAUACAGGGGGUAUGGUACCGAGUCAAUGUGCGGGGGUACAGGUUAGUCGAGGUAAUUUGUACAUAGUUUUUGUAGGUAGGGGUAACGUGAGUAUGCAUAGAUAAUAAACAGCGAGUAGCAGCAGUGUAAAAACAAGGUGGGGGGGGCGGUCAAUGUAAAUAGUCCGGGUGGCAAUUUGAUUAAUUGUUCAGCAGUCUUAUGGCUUGGGGGUAGAAGCUGUUAAGGAGCCUUUUGGACCUAGACUUGGCGCUCCGGUACCGCUUGCCAUGCGGUAGCAGAGAACAGUCUAUGACUUGGGUGACUGAAGUCUUUGACAAUUUUUUGGGCCUUCCGCUGACACCGCCUAGUAUAUAGGUUCUGGAUGGCAGGAAGCUUGGCCCCAGUGAUGUACUGGGCCGUACACACUACCCCCUGUAGCGCCUUACAGUCAGAUGCCGAGCAGUUGCCAUACCAGGCGGUGAUGCAACCAGUCAGGAUGCUCUCGAUGGUGCAGCUGUAGAACUUUUUGAGGAUCUGGGGACCCAUGCCAAAUCUUUUCAGUCUCCUGAGGGGGAAAAGGUGUUGUCGUGCCCUCUUCAUUACUGUCUUGGUGUGUUUGGACCAUGAUAGUUUGUUGGUGAUGUGGACACCAAGGAACUUGAAACUCUCGACCCGCUCUACUACAGGCCCGUCGAUGUUAAUCGGGGCCUGUUCGGCCCUCCUUUUCCUGUAGUCCACGAUCAGCUCCUUUUGCUGGCUUGUGUCUUCGAUGCAGUGCUCUUUGAAGAUGUAUGCGACUGAGCUGAGGACUUGGUCAUGUGUAAUGUCCAUGUAGAACGAAGUUACAUAAAGUGAAAACAAACACAGGGCUAGAGGGAUGGAUCUGAUCUGCCUAUACUCUGGACUUAUCUCACUUCCCAUCUAUAACUCUGGUGUUGGCUCCUGACCCCUUCUCACCUCUCCUCUCUACAGUGACUGAGGCUGGUUUCGGGGCAGACAUCGGGAUGGAGAAGUUCUUCAACAUCAAGUGCAGGGCCUCGGGGCUGAGGCCCAACGUGGUCGUCCUGGUCGCCACGGUCAGAGCAUUGAAAAUGCAUGGAGGCGGUCCCAAUGUGAGUCAACCAUCCGUUCUAUCAGUUGUGUAAAUGUACUUAAGUAAAAAUACUUUAAAGUACUACUUAAGUCUCUUUUGGGGUGUCUGUACUUUACUAUUAUAUUUUUGACAACUUUUACUUUUAAUGAGUCUCCCGGCCGCGACCGGGAGACUCAUGGGCGGCGCACAAUUGGCCCAGCGUCGUCCAGGGUAGGGGAGGGAAUGGCCGGCAGGGAUGUAGCUCAGUUGAUAGAGCAUGGCGUUUGCAACGCCAGGGUUGUGGGUUCGAUUCCCACGGGGGCCAGUAUAAAAAAAAUAUGUAUUCACUAACUGUAAGUCGCUCUGGAUAAGAGCGUCUGCUAACUGACUAAAAUGUAAAAUGUAAAUGUAAUUCACUACAUUCCUAAAGAAAAUAAUGUACUUUUUACUCCAUGUGUUUUCCCUGACACCCAAAAGUAAUUGUUACAUUUGAAUGCUUAGCAGGACAUGAAAAUGGUCCAAUUCAUGCACUUAUCAAGAGUACAGACGGAUCCGGUGGUCUCACUAAACACUGAUGCUUCAUUUGUAAAUUAUGUCUGUUGGAGUUAUAUAUUUGCUUAAUAUAAGGAAUUUGAAAUUAUUCAUACUUUUACUUUUACCUUUAAUACUUAAGUAUAUAUUAGCAAUUACAUUUACUUUUUAUACUUAAGUAUAUUUAAAACCACAUACUUUUAGACUUACUCAAGUAGUAUUUUACUGGGUGACUUUUACUUUAGUCAUUUUCUAUUAUGGUAUCUUUACUUUUACUCAAGUAUGACAAUUGAGUACUUUUUCCACCACUGCGUUCUAUAAUGCUAAUCUAGCAAGAGCCUGUACUAUACUUUAUUGUUCUCUACUCUACUGUAUAGGACUAACCUUAUAGGAUCUCUGCAAUUCUAAGAUACAGCGGUUACCAUGUACCCAUAUCAGGAAAUGGCCCACUGUUGUAAAUGUCUAAGGACGAGAAAUUCUGUGAUUGUAGUGCUCUGGCUUAUGUUUUCAUGCCAUAUCCAUAAACUCAGAUUUGCGUGCUGCAUACCUCUCUGGAAUAAAUGUUUAUAGCUUGUAUUAGAUAACCCUAGUCCAAUAAUUGCUUAUCUGCACUAGCACCUGGACCGUUCAUAUCAGUUUCCUGGUAUUUACUGUACCCGAGUUGACCAUAAUACGCAAAACUGACUGAAAUACAGAAUAUGAUGAUGUUGAUAUAUUGCAUGUUUGAAUGUGUGCUAAUAUUACUGUGUUCCUGCAGGUCUCAGCUGGCUCACCUCUACCAAGAGAGUACAUAGACGAGGUAAGAGAUUGGAGAGAGAGCGCUUUACUUGGUUUAAAACAGCGUAGUACAACUUUUUUGUUGUCAGUGGCAAUGCGAGCUUAUUAAGAGUUGACUCUUGUUCCCCCAGUUCAAAAGAGGUACCAGUGAAAAAGUAUGAACCAAAGUCAGCAGAAAGCCUGAAAGAGCUGGGAGUUGAGCCUAAUGUCCUCCUGACCAACAUUUGAUUAGCAUGUCUCCCAUUGGUUCCCUGACCUGAUGAUGAUGAUGCAGGGAUAGAAAUUGAUAAGGGAAAUGAAAUAAACUUACCAGUGGCUUUAUUGAGAGGAGGGGGGUGGAGGGUAGGGGGGGGUUGUGGUUAGAUCUAAUCACUGGGUUAUGAUCAUCAACAUAACCUGAUUUGUCUAUAAGGUCAGGAUAGCCUUGGUACUAUUAGAUCCAGUUAGGAAGUCAUUUGCUCAUGUAAGACCUAUUACCAUGUUGUGCAAGACAACAUUUCCUUUCACAUGCAGCACCACAAUCAACCAAUCAAGCCAUGUUUGUUUGUUUGUGGGCUUGAUAAAAUGGAAGGCCAUACAUAAUCUUGUCCAUAGGUGGCAACGUUGCGCCCUGUUAACAUCACAGGCGUGGACUUCAGGAAGGGGGUGUAUAAGGGGUAUUUAAAUCCAGGCCUCGAUGUCCUCCAUACUGCCAGUUCGCAUACAGUACUUCCCCUCUAAUAAGAUUUAGAUCUGGGACACUAGUGACAAGUGAGUGGAAUAGCAUUCAAUUAAUCAAUCAGCCAGCAGUACGGUGGAAUUUACCACCUGGAUAUGAAUACCUCUGGUAAUACGGUACACACCCUAUAGCCAGACAGAUUCUGUACAGUCAGAUGAGGUUUAAGGUUUUAGGGGACGAUGCAAUGUCACACUAUACACAUGGGUAGGAGGGAAGAGGAGAACGGUGGAAGGACUAAAGAGUAUCUGACAUGAACAAGUUCUGCCCCAGCUUCCAGCCAUCCCCUUCGGUCCUCAUUCCUCUUUCCAUUCCCCACAUACAGACAUGCAUAUCUCGCUCUCUUGCUCUCUCUCUCUCUCUAUCUCUCUCAAACAUGAUUUGAGGUAAUUAUUUGAUUAGCAGGGCAAAUAGACCCUUGGCUUGGGUCUCCAGUCAGGGAGGGGGCUUAGUAGAGAUGGAGGUUGGGGGUCUGUAUGUUCAAACCCCAUGCCUGGUUUAAAUCACUGCUCUCUCAGGAGGCUCUUCAGCUGAGCAAAUAAUGAAGGGGUGUCAGCUAAGUUAAUUGUGAGGGCUGUAACGAGAAGCAGAAGGCCUUGAGAGAGAAGAGCCAGGCACAGAGCCAGGCACAGAGCCAGCCACAGCAGAGUAACGUUAGGGCCUGUCCUGGAGACAACUAAGGACUGGGCUCAGGAUAGGCCAGUCAGUGGAUCCUGGAAUAUGACAAUUUUGGUGCUAAACAGACAGGGUUUUAUUAUCUCUGGGAGUAUUGCCUGCCACGCCUAGGCACGCACACAAGCCCACCCACCCACCCACACACUGUCAAAACAUCCUGUGUGUUCUUCAUAUGGGAUGUCAUAUAGGGGAUUGUUCCUUCCCCAGAAAGUGUCAAUGUUGCUGUUAAACAGGAUUUGAACUCCUUAGUGAGUAUUGCCUCGUCUCACCCCCCAAAGUCUGAACCAUUGGAGCGAGUCAUUGUUGCUCUAGGCGACUGAACUACCAGAGGGGACUGUAGCAGAGUGGGGUAGAUUGGAUACACUAGAGCCAAUAGUUCCAACUCUCCUGACUCUGUAAAAGACCUGGCUCAUACAAUGCAAUUAUAGCAUUCUCUAUCUACGCCCACUCCUCUCUCCCACUCUCCCUUUUUAUCUCUUCUCUCGCUCGCUCUCUUGCUCUCUUUCGCUCUUUCUGUCUUUCUCACAAGCACACACACACUGUGUCAUAUGAGCGAGAACUCCUGAGUCAUUGACCGAGCUUCUCAAAACCGGUGAUAUCCUGUUUUGGUAGUUAGCGUUUGAUAUUCCCCUUGUUGAAAUGAUACAGAUGAAUACCUGCCCCUCUCUGUGCCUCACAUCCAACACCACUGCACUUCAGACCUGGAUGAGUUUCACAUUGAGUUUGACUAUGUUUCCAUUAGAUUGGAAUGAAUCUCUCGCUCACUCUCCCUCCCUCUCUCUCUCUGUCCCUUUGUAUUCUAGAACAUGAGUCUGGUGGCGGAGGGCUGCAGCAGUAACCUGAGGAAACAGAUCCAGAUAGCCCACCUGUUUGGAGUCCCUGUGGUCGUGGCUCUCAACGUCUUCAAGUAAGACUUCCAGUCUGUUUCAGUCUGAGCAGCUGGACUGGGCCUCUCCCUCUGUCUCUCAGACCCCGUAUUGUGUAUAGGCAUGUAAUGCAGACAUUAACACAUUCACAGACUUAUGCAACACAACAUGCAUGGCUUUAGAAUCCUUAUACGCAAACCAUAUGAGGGUCAGUGACACACAGGUUUGCGUUUUCCGUCAGGUCUGCAGGGUGGUCACUAGCUGGCACAGCCACAAAGUCAUAACAUCUGAUUUUAAACCUAACCCAAACCUUAACGGCAGUUUUUUGCAAUAUAGUCAAUUUUGAUUUUGCAGCUGGCCCAUCUAAAAGAAAAUCGCUCAGUUCUGCCUCCAGGACAAGACUCAUGAAAAUACACGUCAACCUGCCAGGGACACACACACAUUUGUUUUACUAUCCUUGUGGGUACCAAACAAUUGAUUCCCAUUCCAAAUCAUAUUUUCCCUAACACCUAACCAUAACCUUAAAGGGAUGCUUUUGGAUUAUGUCUCUGUCCAUUAUGAAGGAAGGUAGUUUCGCGAGCCAAUGCUAACUAGCGUUAGCACAAUAACUGGAAGUCUAUGUGUAAUCCCUAAAUAUCCCUAACGGCUAAUUCUAACCCUAAACCUAACCCCUAAGCCUAAAAUAGCUUUAUUCCAUUGUGGGAAAUUGCAAAAUGUCCCCACUUGUCCAAUUUUGUUUUUCCUUGUUUCACUAUCCUUGUGAGGACUUCUGGUCCCCACAAGGAUAGUAAAACCAAAAACACACACACACACACGUAUGUGUGCGUGCGUGCGUGCGUGCGUGCAUGCGUGCAUGUAUGUAUGCAUGUAUGCACACACAGACACACACACACACACACAGCAAGUGGCCCGUGUCAUGUCUGGUGUAGUUGAGGUCCGUGGUUAGAGGACUUGGUGUGUUUGACAUAGCGUUAGUCUGUCAGUGUGACUGAGGUGUUUACACAGAAACUGUGGCGUGUCAGAAGCUAUUAGAAUGUAGCUUUGGCCUUCAGGCCUCAUUUAGACUAAAUGGGCUGGUAUUGUUAACCUGAACUUUAGGUUGCCAUCUCAUUUCAAUUUCAAUUGCUCCAAUUUCUAUGGUUGUUUCCCUGGUUUCCUCUAUGGUUACCGUCUCCUUGGCUACUCUACAGGACCGACACCCAGGCGGAGAUCGACCUGGUGUGCCAGAUGGCCAAGGAGUCUGGGGCAUCGGAUGCCGUGCCGUGUCAUCACUGGGCGCGGGGUGGCCGUGGCUCGGUGGAGCUGGCCCAGGCAGUGAAGCAGGCCAGCAGUCAGCCCAGCCACUUCCAGUUCCUCUACAGCCAAGAGGUGAGAGACAGAUACCCCAUUGCACUACUACAUCUAGCCUCUAGUUUACACUUCUAAGCGCUAAUCUGGAAGUAUUGGAAAGGAAGUAGGCUAAAUAGAUGGACUUGUCAAGUUUCUGCAGACCCUUCUGGCUUGUAAUGCAAGAAGGUGCAGGAAUUUGGUUGCCAUGUCCAGUCAUUAUAAAAUGUCCCGACUUAACAUAAUUUAUUUAUCCACAACACUUAUCUGACACUGUGCUUUUGUUGAGCCUGUAAGGUGGGGUCAUAUUUAUUUCUCCAACAAUGUUAGCUUUACAGUACAUGGGGAGCUAUGCAGGGUUGUGGUCAAUUUAGUUUUAAUUAUUGAAUUCACUCAUGAAGUGAAGAAUUUACAUUGAAUUCAAUUCUAAUUUCAACAAUCUUCAAAUUAUGGAAUUAGACUGUUUGCACUGUUUGGAUUGGAAUUCAUGCACUUAGUAUAAAGAAAUGUACUGCAGGCCUCCCGAGUGGCGCAGCGUCACUACAGUUGGUCCAGCAUCGUCCGGGUUAGGGGAGGGUUUGGCCGGCCAGGAUGUCCUUGUCCCAUCACGCUCUGGUGACUCCUUUUGUGGGCCGGGUGCCUGCAAGCUGACUUCGGUCGCCAGUUGUACGGCGUUUCCUCCGACACAUUGGUGCGGCUGGCUUCCGGGUUAAGCGAGCAGUGUGUCAAGAAGCAGUGCGUCUUGGUAGGGUCGUGUUUCGGAGGACGAAUGGCUCUCGACCUUCGCCUCUCCCGAGUCCGAACGGGAGUUGCAGCGAUGAGACAAGACUCUAACUACCAAUUGGAUAUCACGAAAUUGGGGAGAAAAAUGAGUUUUAAAAAUAGUAACAAAACAAAAUGUACUGCAGGAUUUGUUUGAAAUCAUUUCAACUUGUAUUUCUAUAUUUCCAGUAUAGCUAGGCUGUCUGAACUGUGAGCGACAUGAUCACCCUGAAACCCUGAGGAAUUAGAAUUUGUGGAAUUGUUGGGGAUAAUAUUGAAUUGGGAAUAUAAUUAUUGGAAUUGAGAGGAAUUUAAUUAUCUCGGAAUUCAGAGAUGGACUGACCUGGAAUUUGAAUUGAAUUAAAUGGAAUUUACAGGGAUUUGGAAUUGAAUUAGUUGAAUUAACCCCAUCUCUAGUUCUAUGUGAAGCUAUGGCAAUGAGACUCACUGCUAGCUUGUUUGUGUGUAAGCACUGGGUGAUGGUUAGUAUUAGCAUGGUGUAGCACUGACCUGUAAUAUUAAUUGUUUGGAGCUUGUUAAACGGCUGUGACACACUGUCAUUCCUCUGAGCCCUGUGAGAAUGUUGUGGUCAGGGCCAGGGGCAUAGGGGCGUGUGCUACUGUAUCCCAUCCAGUUCCUCCCUGUGACCCUAUGAACGACCCCUAUAAAUAAAGCCUGUGGCAUGUGGCGGAGCAGGACCAAGUGGCCUUUCCCCCGACCCAGGGCAAUAUCCCUGCUAUGCCUCACAGAGGAGGUGUGAAGACAAGACUGGCCAAGACUGGGUCUGCUUUGGCCAAACCAUACCAGGUGGUUACUCACGUGAUGACAGGUGCGGACUGGCAAUCUGCCGUUUUGGGCAAAUGCCAGAUGGGCUGCUGCAUUUAUAGCCCAGUGGGCCUGUCUGGCUUGGGUUUUAUGCGCAAAAUGAUAAUUAUCUGGCUAAUAAUGGGGGCCUCAAGGGAAAAAAUGUGCCGGUGUGGGGGUCUCGAGGGGAAAAAAUAGGCUGGUGUGUUAGAAAUGCCAGGGCUGAUUUUCAGGUCCCAGUCCGCCCCUGCUUGAUGAGUAACCUUGCUUGAGACCUGAAGACUUGAGCUCCCCUAGUCAGUCACACAAUCAUGACUGAGGUUCUCACAACUGUACAGUGUGGAAUGUGUUGACCCAAAGUCCCUAAACCAACGGUCCUAGCCUUGUGGCAUGGGGCAUUAUCCUGCUGAAAAAUCUAUUUGCAGAUGGAUACACUGCUGCCAUGAAGGGAUGCACCUGAUUGGCAAUGAUGUUCAGAUAUCCUGUGGCAUUCAAACGUUGCUCCACUUUUAUCAAGGGGCCCAAUGUGUGCCAUGAAAACACACCCAACACCAUCACACCACCACCAGCCUGCAAUGUUGACACCCGGCAUGAUGGAUGCAUGUAAUCAUGUGGUUUUCUCCAUACUCUAGUACUCCCAUCAGUGUGAAACAGCAGGAACCGGAAUUCAUCAGACCAGACAAUGUUUUUCCAAUUCUCCAGUGUCCAGUGUUUUCGUUCCUUAGGCCACUGCAACCACAGUUUCUUGACUUUUGCUGAAGGAUGUGGAAUUCUGUAAGGUCUUUGGCUGCCAUACCCCAUUCAUGCUAAGGUACGACGAGUUGUGCAUUCUUUUCUGGGUCAUUUUUGUACUGGACUGUCAGUUGACUAACUGUAGCCCGUCUGUUGCUCUGCACAAUUUGUGUCACCCUCCUUUGUCCUAUUUCAUCAAUGACCCGUUUUCGACCACUGGCCUGCCGUUUGCUGGAUGUCCUUUGGGUGUUGGACCAUUCUUGAUACACACGGGAAACUGUUGAGUAUGAAAAACCCAGCAGCGUUGCAGUUCUUGACACACUCAAACCGGUGUGCUUAGCACCUACUACCAUACCCCAUUCAAAGGCACUUAAAUAUUUUGUCUUGCCCAUUCACCCUCUGAAUGGCACACAUACACAAUCCAUGUCUCAAUUGUCUCAAGGCUUAAAAAUCCUUCUUUAACCUGUCUCCUCCCCUUCAUCUGCGCUGAUUUGAAGUGGAUUUAACAGGUGAUAUCAAUAAGGGAUCUUAGCAUUCACCUGGUCAGUGUGUCAUGGAAAGAGCAGGUGUUCCUAAUGUUUUGUACACUCAGUGUAUAUUAUAAUAUCGUCUUUAUCUCAAAAUCAUUGUAAUGUGGUUAACCUUAGUUAAAUUAUUCAAAUCUAAAAGAUAAAAUUCAACCAGAGAGCGCCCUUAGAUCAUGGGAAAGGCUGCACUUGACCAUUGGCACUUGAAUCAUUCUCAUUGUGAAUGGCAAGGCCUGCUACGCUAUGAAAUCACACACUAUUGCAGAGACUUUGAUAUUACCGGACGCAAUUGAUAUGGUAAACUAUUUUCGGGGAGGCACAGAAACUCACAUCAAUACCUUUGUCAGAUAACACUGUUAAACGAAGAAUUUACAGUGCCUUCGGAAAGUAUUCAGACUCCUUGACUUAUUCCACAUUUUGUUAUGAUACAGCCUUAUUCUAAAAUGGAUUAAAAAAAUUAUACAUCCUCAUCAAUCUACACACAAUACCCCAUAAUGACAAAGUGAAAACAGUUUUAUUUAAUUUUUUGCAAAUUUAAAAAAAAUUAGUAUUCAGACCCUUUGCUAUGAAACUCGAAAUUGAGCUCAGGUGCAUCCUGUUUCCAUUGAUCAUCCUUGAGAUAAGAUGUUUCUACAACUUGAUUUGAGUCCACCUGUGGUAAAUUCAAUUGAUUGGACAUGAUUUGGAAAGGCACACACCUGUCUAAUUAAGGUCCCACAGUUGACAGUGCAUGUCAGAGCAAAAAUCAACCCAUGAGGUCGAAGGAAUUGUCCGUAGAGCUCGGAGACAGGAUUGUGUCGAGGCACAGAUCUGAGGAAGGGUAGCAAAACAUUUCUGUAGCAUUGAAGGUCCCCAAGAACACAGUGGCCUCCAUCAUUCUUAAAUGGAAGACGUUUGGAACCACCAAGACUCUUCCUAGAGCUGGCUGUCCGGCCAAACUGAGCAAUCAGGGGAGAAAGGCCUUGGUCAGGGAGGUGACCAAGAACCCGAUGGUCACUCUGAAAGCGCUCCAGAGUUCCUCUGUGGAGAUGGGAAAACCUUCCAGAAGGACAACCAUCUCUGCAGCACUCCACCAAUCAGGCCUUUAUGGUAGAGUGGCCAGACGGAAGCCACUCCUCAGUAAAAUACACAUGACAGCCCGCUUGGAGUUUGCCAAAAGGCACCUAAAGACUCUCAGACCAUGAAACCAAGAUUGAACUCUUUGGCCUCAAUGCCAAGCGUUACGUCUGGAGGAAACCUGGCACCAUCCCUACGGUGAAGUAUUGUGGUGGCAGCAUCAUGCUGGGGGGAUGUUUUUCAGCGGCAGGGACUGGGAGACUAGUCAGGAUCGAGGGAAAGAUGAACGGAGCGAAGUACAGAGAGAUCCUUGGUGAAAACCUGUUCCAAAGCUCUCAGGACCUCAGGCUGGGGCGAAGGUUCACCUUCCAACAGGACAACGACCCUAAGCACACAGCUAAGACAACGCAGGAGUGGCUUCGGGACAAGUCUCUGAAUGUCCUUGAGUGGCCCAGCCAGAGCCCGGACUUGAACCCGAUCGAACAUCUCUGGAGAGACCUGAAAAUAGCUGUGCAGCGACGCUCCCCGUCCAACCUGACAGAGCUUGAGAGGAUCUGCAGAAAAUAAUGUGAGAAACUCCCCAAAUACAGGUGUGCCAAGCUUGUAGCGUCAUAGCCAAGAAUACUCAAGGCUGUAAUCGCUGCCAAAGGUGCUUCAAGAAAGUACUGAGUGAAAAGGGUCUGAAGACUUCUGUAAAUGUAAUAUUUCCAUUUUUAAUUUUUUAUAAAUGUAUAAAUGUUUUACCCAAUAAGUUAUGGGGUAUUGUCUGUAGUUUGAUGAGGGGGAAAAGACAAAAUAAUCUAUUUUAGAAUAAGGCUGUAACGUACCAAAAUGUGGAAAAAGUAAAGGGGUCUGAAUACUUUCCAAAUGCACUGGGAGUGUUGUCAUUCACAAUGGAUGUAAAAAAUAAAAAAACAAAAUAAACAGACUUGGUUGACUUUCUGUGUAAUGAAAAGAAAAUAACAGAAAACAGCAUCAGUAAGUGUCCCACAAGAGUGAUGACUGCUCACCUCCAACGCUUGGAAGGGCACUUUGGGACCUACUUCCCAAUCCGUUGAACUGUGAUCCUGGCUCAGUUGACAUGCUGGUAAGUGAAAUCAAACAGCUGAUUGAGCUGUCAUGUGACCGAAUGCUGCAGACAACGCGUUCACGGGUCACUGAGGAGUUUUGGUUCCUGACUCGAAGGGAAUACCCUACCGUCUCCCUCUGAGCAUUAAUGCUGCUUUCAAAACAACUGGGAACUCGUAAAUCUCCGACUUCCGACUUCAGUGUGUUCAAGACAACUGGGAAUUCUGAAAGAAAUUAGCUCCGACUGGGAUUAUUUUUUUUGAACGGAAUUCCAAAUCGGGAACUCAGGCCUCUUUCUAGAGCUCCGACUUUCCAACCUAAAGAUCACUGACGUCAUAAUUUCACCACAUAUUUUUCAGAGUUCCCAGUUGUCUUGAAAGCACCAUAAACCUGAUGGUAGCCUACCCUUCGCCAGCUCAUAUCUGUGUGACCCUGGAUUCAGUGCUCUUGUCUGCAUUAAAACCAAAUUUCAAUCCAGGUUGGAUCUGACAGCAGAGAUGAGGUGCGUACUGUCGACCACGCCCUCUGACUUUGAGAAGCUCUGACACGACAUUCAUCAAGCACACCCAUCUCAUUAGGGGUGGUGAGAUAAGUGACAUUAUGUCAGACUAAUUUGCAAUCAUAGCCCCACAUUAAAAGUACACUACAUUACCAAAAGCAUGUGGACACCUGCUCGUCGAACAUCUCAUUCCAAAAUCAUGGGCAUUAAUAUGGAGUUGGUCCCCCUUUUGCUGCUAUAACAGCCUCAACUCUUCUGGGAAGGCUUUCCACUAGAUGUUGGAACAUUGCUGAGGGGACUUGCUUCCAUUCAGCCACGAGCAUUAGUGAGGUCGGGCACUGAUGUUGGGCGAUUACGCCUGGCUCGCAGUCUGCGUUCCAAUUCAUCCCAAAGGUGUUCAAGUUCUUCCACACCGAUCUCGACAAACCAUUUCUAUAUGGACCUCGCUAUGUGCAAGGGGGCAUUGUCAUGCUGAAACAGGAAAGGGCCUUCCCCAAACUGUUGCCACAAAGUUGGAAGCACAGAAUCGUCUAGAAUGUAAUUGUAUGCUGUAGCAUAAAGAUUUUCCUUCACUGGAGCUAAGGAGCCUAGCCCGGACCAUGAAAAACAUCCCUAGACCAUUAUUUCUCCUCCACCAAACUUUACAGUUGGCACUAUGCAUUGGGGCAGGUAGCGUUCUCCUGGCACCCCCAAAACCCAGAUUCGUCAGUCGGACUCUGCGACGAGAAGGGGGUCUCUCUCCACCGCUGAGGAGCCUGUUUUGUUUGCCUGUUCUAAAAUAGUGUUUUGUGGUAGAGAGAAGAUAAAGACAAUUAUGUGCCUGUCUGUUUUGGAGGGCAAGGGUUGACUGUUAUUUUUUAGUUUUGGAAUUAGAUUACCUGACAGAGACUGAAUUGGGUUUAUUUGAAUUUAUUUGCCUCUCUUUCACUGCACUAUUUCUGUCCCUCCUUAAAUUGCGUAUGGUACGUUUUGGCUUGACCACAAACUCUUUUUUAUCACAUUGUACUCAGAACAAUUUGUUGAAGAUAUGUAUGUAUGUAUGUGUUCUCACAAAAAAUGUCUCACAAUACCAAGAUAACCCUCAAGGAGUGAGCAAGGUCAAUGUGUAUUUAUACUGAAAUUGUAUGUGUGUGCAUGUUUGCUUCAUAUGUCAAUCAAUCAAAUGUAUUUAUAAAGCCCUUUUUACAUCAGCAGAUGUCACAAAGUGCUAUACAGAAACCCAGCCUAAAACCCCAAACAGCAAGCAAUGCAGAUGUAGAAGCACGGUGGCUAGGAAAAACUCCCUAGAAAGGAAGAAACCUAGAGGAACAAGGCUCUGAGGGGUGGCCAGUCCCCUUCUGGCUGUGCCUGGUGGAGAUUAUAACAGUACGUGGCCAUUAAGGCCAGAUUUCUCUCCAAGAUGUUCAAACAUUCAUAGAUGACCAGCAGGGUCAAAUAAUAAUCACAGUGGUCACAUGUCAGUACAUCAGGAGUAAAUGUCACUUGGCUUUUCAUAGCCGGGCAUUUAGAGGUUGAAAUAGCAGGUGUGGUAGAGAGAGAGAGUUGAAAACAGCAGGUCUGGGACAAGGUAGCACGUCCUGUGAACAGGUCAGGGUUCCAUAGCCGCAGGCAGAAGAGUUGAAACUGGAGCAGCAGCACGACCAGGUGGACUGGGGACAGCAAGGAGUCAUCAGUCCAGGUAGUCCUUAGGCAUGGUCCUAGGGCUCAGAUCCUCCGGGAGGGUAGGGAGAGCGAGAUAAUUAGAGGGAGCAUGCUUAAAUUCACACAGGAUAAGACAGGAGAAUAACACCAGAUAUAACAGACUGACUCUAGCCCCCCGGCACAUAGACUAUUGCAGCAUAGAUACUGGAGGCUGAGACAGGGGGGAAACCCAUGUGCGUGAAACAUGCAUUCAUUUCCCUGUUUGAGUUCCUGUCUUUGGGAGCCCAUCCAGAAUCUGAGGAAAAAACAUCAGCUGGUUUGAGUUAGUGAGUUUGGAAAGUUGUGACUUUGAUUAACUGAUCCUGUUAUAGAGACCAUGCAGGGUUGUGUGUGUUUGUGCGUGUGUGUUUGUGCAUGCGUUUCUGUGUGUGUGUGUUUGCGUGUGUGUUUGCACCUGUGUGUGCGCGCGUGUGUGUUUGCAUGUGUGUGAGUUUGCACGUGUGUGUUUGUGUGCUCACGUGCAUGUGCGGGGGUGUGUGUAGGUCCAUGGAGCCGUUGCUUGUCUCCCUGAUUAUCGGUAGCAUCAUGUAGUGGAGUUAUGUUUCCUCAGAUGUCCGGCCAGUAGAAGGGUUUAUGACCCUAGGCUAACUAAGGCCUUCUCAAGAAGCAAAAGACAUACAGCUUUCCCUAGGUUGUUUUUAGUUGUUACUCUCUUAGCGUUUGUCUACUGAUUUAAAUGUGACAGAGAAAGACCUUUAAAGGUAGACUCAGCAAUAUGACGUAGAUGCAGAAAGUAAACAGCAUAGUGGUACAUUUCCGCAACAACUAAAAGCAUUGAAGCGCGAGGCUCAACUUCUCCGCUGUUUUGGUGCCCUGGCUACCACGCUGUGACAGUGUGAAAGCGAACCCGUGCACAAGCGUAGACACUGUGUGUGACUGUGCUUUAAGGUUUUAGUUUCGUACCUUUCAACCUUUUGAGACUAAACGUCUGUUUCCCAUAGGUCCUUGCUGAAUACUGUCCUGUGUCUUCUGUCCUCCCAGACCCCCAUAGUGGAGAAGAUUAGGAUGAUAGCCCAGAAGGUGUACGGGGCUGAUGACAUCGAGCUGUCUCCAGAGGCCCAGGCCAAGAUAGACUAUUACAACCAGCAGGUGAGGUCACCAUACCAACCAGUAUGAGUUAGCUACACAUGAUAUAUUGAUGCUUUUACAUAGUUACUUUCUCAUGCACAAACACACAUUAACACACACACUGAAUUAAUUAAGUUGUCUAAUUAUGUUCCUGCGCUCCUGCCCGCAGGGUUAUGAGAAGCUUCCAAUCUGCAUGGCCAAGACCCACCUGUCCUUGUCACACUUGCCUGAGAAGAAGGGCACGCCCACCGGCUUCACCCUGCCAAUCAGAGACAUCCGCGCCAGCAUCGGAGCGGGAUUCAUCUACCCAUUGGUGGGAACGGUGAGUGGUCUGGAUUCUGGAAGCACAGAGACUGAGGCCCUAUUAGUCUCCAUAGGGAUUUAA
Molecule: messenger RNA, 15562 nt
Organism: Coregonus sp. 'balchen'
Lineage: Eukaryota; Metazoa; Chordata; Actinopteri; Salmoniformes; Salmonidae
Source: the annotation of a GenBank genome assembly